UGAGAGAAAGCGGCUUGUCAAAUUAGUCUUUUUUUAUCGCGAAUGUAAACAUGUAUUCAAAAAUCGUCAGUUUCCUUCGAUUAAGAGAGAAGUCCACGAGAUUGAUAAUUUUAAAAAAAAUUUUUCAUACUUAACGAUCUUCGAUUGUGUACGAUAGAUUUUGACAGGCUGAUUAUCUCUCGUUGUGAUCGAGCACGAAAGUUUUCAUCGCGUGACAUCGCGGAUCGCGAGACGCGACGACGGAAAAUUCCUUCUCGGAUCGAGAAAGAGCACGGAUAACGGAUUUUGUCUCCUUCGAUUUCACUCCUUCCUUUUUUUCUCCCUUCAUCUCGAGGAAUCUUGGCGCGGCAAACGACGCAGCGUAUUUUGCGGACGGACUCGCGGACGUGACGACGAAGGUCGCCAGUAGACACGUGGCACGCGCUACAUAUCUAUUUGGUCGUGUAUUGAUUCAUCACGCGCGUCCUCUGAGCGUACAUAUCGCCAUGUUGGAUACCGAACCGAUGACAAAUUCAAUCCGCCUCUCCGCACUAAUUUCGCAGGUCUUGUCUUACGGCACCGUGCUGCUCCGUGUACUCAAAUAGCAGUGGACUUACGGUAAUCGCUCACGUAAAUCUUGUUGUUUUUUUCACGCGAGAUAGCCCGAGUGACUGAAAGAAUCGUACCGAUGUCUCGUUAUGAUGUUACGUCACGAUUGAAACCUGUGUAUUGAAGAAUGCCACACGCUCUGUAUUGCGUCAUAUCGUAUCAUAAUCCAAAGCGGAAUUCGAAAUUGCGUUUCUGCAAUCGAGAAUUUAAUUUUGAUUUUUUAGAAAACGCAUAUGAAAACGCAUUGUUAAGUAUAUUCUAUUCUAUGUUGCACCUUUUACAUUGUGUUGUCUUUUUUCUUCAAUAUCUACAAAUAUUUCUAGAAAAUAUAGCUAUUUAAUUUUAAACAGAAAACAGAUAAAAAGUGCAACUGGGACAAAUCACUUAGAAAGAUAUUAGCGAGAGAAGAGUAUAAAACACGGAGAGAGCCCUGUGGAGCCAAUAAGCAGCUGCAGGGACGAGCAUGGCUUUGUGCCAACGGUUGGUCGCUGGGGCAACGAAUGGCCGAGUUGACUCGAGACGGCAGAGAUAUGGUGCCAGCCACAGGGGCAGGCACGCGGGCCCUGGAUCAGGGGUGUUCCGCUACCCCUGCCGGUUUGGGCCCAUUACGAGUCACCAGCCCUGACCGUUUCCACGGUCGAACAGUAUGAGGAAUUAGCAGGUAGCGUUGAACUUGAAACGCAACGCUUAUUGCGUGAGCAUCGUUAUGAUACUAUUGGUAAUUUCCUCAGGUUUUACAAGGACUAUACUGCAAGCGGAGAGAAAAUGUUGGAUCGAUUUUACCGAAAAUAUCAGCCUCUAAUAACACAUGAACACCAUACUUGCGUCGGUCUUGGAUUCGAAUUAUUACAUCGAUUAACAAAUUUGAACAAGCGAUUCCCAGGGAUAGCAAGUGGCCUCUACUUAGUAUCUUGUGAAGAAACGAUUGGUGAUAUCGCUGGAUAUGUCGGCGGUCCACCAGCGGCAGAUAGUGGUGAAAAGGAGCAUGUACUAGUGUGCCUGAAAAUCGAGAUUAGCGGACGUCGCGGGAUCAUGUUACUCGAUCCCGGUUACCACGUAGCGCGCGUUAUCACUGUGAUGGCCGAUAAGUUAUACCCUCAUACAGGCUGGUUCACGCAAUCCGAUGAACCAACUUGCAAAAAAGAGUACAACUACUGUCUGUGUGCUGACGAUCCUGAUUAUGUCGAAUGGCAUGAAAGAAAAACUCAACCUGGUGCCUUGGAGAGAAUGCAAGUCGCUCUCAUUUACGUGGCAAGGCCAUAUUUAACUGCCAUUGAUGUUACGGAACGUAGAAAUUUGGUUUAUAAUCGCAGAAGUCUCCUUGCCAGAGAUACUAAGGGUCAUGUUACUGCCGGCAUAUAUUUCUCUGUUAUACUAGACAUGAACAAUGCACAGACCUUCACAAUUUUUUAUCAGACUGGUAAUGGGAAGAAGCGAAUUAAAAUGGCAUUUAAUAAAUUUUGCGAUUCCUAUAAGAUAAGUCCUAACGCCGAGGAAAUGGAGAUAUUAAUGGAAUGUGCACGUCAACUUGAUAUUUCGCAAGAUUCUUUGAAGGAUAUGCUCUCUGCCCUAGCUGCAAUCAUGAACGAUUCGUCAUUUGUGGCGCAAUUAUUGGCUAUUAAUGCGAGAAUCAACACCUUAGCAGAGGCAAAUUAACAGACAAGGGUCACUCUACCCAAUAUUAGUAUCUAUACAACAUUAAUAUCUCAUUAUUUUCUUUUUAUCUUUUCGGUUACAUUCGUUUUCUCUAAUUCUUUAUAUUUUAUUAUUUCUGUUCUUCAAUAUGUAGUUGUAAUUUUUAUAUAUUUAUAAACAUACAAAAUGAGUCGUGUAGUUUUGUAAAGUACUUGUAAAGAGUAUUUUGCAGUAAUAAUAUUUUACUUUAAUAUUUUCAUACAUGGUAAUUUAAUAUUUUCAUACAUAGUAAUUUAAUAUUUUCAUACAUAGUAUUUUAUACAUACUAACCAGAUAAAUUAAUUAAAAUGUAAAGAAAACAAUCAUUUAAAUUAAUUAAAAAGAAACAAUUUCAUAUUACAGGUACAUUAUACAUUUGUGUAAAAAAAUAUCAAAUUACAUGUAAAAGUAUUAAUUGUUAAUACUACAAAAGAAUGUCUCGUUUAAAUUACACGACUCAAAUUUGUAUAACAUUGUUUUCAUACGAUGACUUAGACAAGAAUAUUUUCGGAAAUUUUGUUAUUAAUAUUGUAUUUUACAUAUGCAUUUCAAUGAAAACAUUAACAGAUAUGAUCAACAUGUUUAUAAAACACAUGUAUAUGAUUUUAAGUUCAAUAAUUUACCUUGUUUCAUCCAGAAUACAGGCAAAGCUAAUAAUCAUUUUAUGUUAAGAUAACAUAAAGGAUCUAAAAGGAUUGUUAAAUAUUUGUUUUUCUAUGUUUUACUACUUUAUUUUACAUCAAUAUACUAUAACUUUUAUAUGCUAUAUGCUUAUAUAUUAGCAUUCUACGCUAAUAUAAUAGAUCAGUGUGAUAAUAUUUUCAUUGAAUAAUGGAACUAAAGCAAAUUAUAGAUUACUAUAUAUUUAUGUAGGAAGGACUGCACUAUAAUUGUAUUGGUACAAGGGAUAUUUUUGUUUUGUCAUUUCUUUAGAAUAAUAUAUAUGUAUGUAUAUCUUUUAAUUGUGAACAGUGAAUUUGAUUUUAUUUGAAUAAAUGAUUUGAGAGAUGAGGUAUUGUUCGAUAAUA
This is a messenger RNA of Camponotus floridanus (Florida carpenter ant), 3290 nucleotides long. RefSeq lists its product as uncharacterized. The record is from RefSeq and is a predicted model, not a curated record. The transcript has 5 exons. Bases 1354 to 2244 code for a protein of 296 amino acids. NCBI's taxonomy places the organism in Eukaryota, Metazoa, Arthropoda, Insecta, Hymenoptera, Formicidae.